Molecule: messenger RNA, 1673 nt
Organism: Tetranychus urticae (two-spotted spider mite)
Lineage: Eukaryota; Metazoa; Arthropoda; Arachnida; Trombidiformes; Tetranychidae
Product: adipocyte plasma membrane-associated protein
Cellular component (GO): endomembrane system
Molecular function (GO): hydrolase activity
Source: RefSeq, a predicted model, not a curated record
GAGAGCUUGAUGAACGAUUAAAUAAAAGAAAGAUAAUUUGUCUAGUCUUGUUUUUUCUUUGUUCAAGGCCUUUCGCUUUCAGUCUAUUUUUCUCAUCUGUUUUCCGUUCUCAAUGUUUUAUGUACAGACUUUUAUUAAUUGUGCUUCAUUCUUGUAAUUAAAUUGCAUUCAUCUCCCUCCUAAACAAUAUUUUUGGUCAACAUUAACAGCUGACCAACAAAACCUACAAUUUAAAAAGGUAUCGAGCAAGAUAUUUAAUCAAGAAUGGCUAAAACCAACAAACGAAGCAAGCCCAAAACUACAUCCACUUUAGUAUCUUCAAAUCAGAUUAUUUUGGUUCUGAUUGCUGUAAUAUUUUUUUACAUAUCGAUUGAUCAAAGAAUAGGAUAUCGAGUAAAAGAACAAAAUUUAUUUGACUCUUUUGAUGGGCCAUUUGCUGAAAAUAAUGAUUUAUUUGAGGCGGAAAAAAUCUUCGUUGGAAUACUUCCCGGCCCUGAAAGCCUAGCAAGAUACAAAGAUAAACUUUACACUGGAACAGCUGAUGGACGCAUAAUAAGGAUCGAAGGUUCAGACAAACUAUCCACUGUAGUUCAAUUUGGCCCUGAUUCUUGUAACGGACAACUAAAUAAUGCAACUUGUGGACGACCUUUAGGUGUUAGAGUAACAUCAUCAGGAGAUUUAUACACUGUCGAUACUUUUAAUGGAUUGGUUAAAGUAGUCAACAUUGAUGGCAAAGAUAAACCUAAAACUAAACUGUUAUAUGACACACAUCAACCUGUUAACGGCAACAGAAGCAUGUUCCUAGAUGACUUAGUGGUCGAUGAAAAACCAGACGGUAAUUUCAUUUACAUGACUGAUGGAAGUAUAAUAUGGAAUCUACACCACGUUAUUCAUUUGGUUAUGAGCUUGGAUGACUCUGGAAGAAUUUUAAGAUACACUGAAUCAACUGGUAAAGUUGAUGUUGUUGUGGAUAAUUUAGCUUUCCCUAAUGGAAUCGAGUUGACUGAUGCCAAAGACGCACUAUUGAUUGGUGAAUUCUGUAAUCAUAGAAUACUAAAGCAUUAUUUAACCGGACCCAAGAAAGGAACCACCGAAGUAGUCAUAAAUUUACCCGGUGAACCAGAUAACAUAAGGAGAUCUUCUCGGACUGACAAGGAAACAUAUUGGAUUGCCAUAAGUGCUCCUAGAACGAAAAGUACACCAAUAUCUUAUGACUUCUACACAGAUAAGCCUAAAAUGAGAAUGUUCAUUUUAACAAGUUAUCGCAUGAUUGGUUCUACACUCAAAUUCAUCGGGAAAAUGAUUAACAAUAAAGGAUUGAUUGAAAAGGGAGAGUCUUUACGUCAACUUUUGUCUUUUUGGGAAACACACAUUCGUUCAAUGGCCCUUGAAAUUGAUGCCGCUGGAAAUGUACUCAAUUGUCUUCAUUCCAAUGAUGGUUAUAUCCAUUCACUUUCUGAAAUCAAUGAUGUUAUCAAGGAAAAUGGAGAACGAAUUCUCUACAUUGGUUCUUACGCUAACAAUUUUCUCGGUCAACUUGUUUUGAAAGCUCCAUGAUUUGAAUUUUUGUAUGAUUUCUGCAUAAGAUUAUACUUUGCUCUACAAUUUACGUAGCAUGUAAAGAAUAGAUCUUAACUUAUACUCAAAUAAAACCAAAAAAUCACAAUUUACUA